GGAUGGGCCAAAACGCGUUCGCGGCGUGGAUUGGCCGAGGCUGGGGCAGAACGGCGGAGCCGCGCUGAGCCGGGAGCGCGGCGGCUGCGUUUCGUGACUCGCCGCGAUGUGGCGUGGCUGUCGUUCACUGCUCUGGGGCCGCUUCCCGCCUGUCUGUCUCUACCGACCGCCUCCGGUUGCUGCCGGGAACGGUCCGGUGGGACCAGGAGGGGGUCGGACCUACGCCCCACCGGCAGAGAGGAAGCGGUUCUACCAGAACGUGAGCAUCUCUCAAGGAGAAGGAGGCUAUGAAAUAAACCUGGACCACCGAAAGCUGAAAACACCCCAGGCCAAGCUCUUCAUUGUCCCCACUGAGGCCCUGGCCAUUGCAGUGGCAACAGAGUGGGACUCCCAGAAGGACACCAUCAAAUUCUACACUAUGCAUCUGACCACACUGUGCAACACGGCGCUGGACAACCCCACGCAGCGGAACAAAACGCAGCUGAUCCGAGCGGCCGUGAAGUUCCUGGACACUGACACCAUCUGCUAUCGUGUGGAGGAGCCAGCUGCCUUGGCAGAGCUACAGAAGAAUGAAUGGGAUCCCAUUGUGGCCUGGGCUGAGAAGAGGUACAAUGUAACAAUUGGCUCCUCGACCAGCAUCCUGGGACCAAACAUCCCCACCAGCACCAAGGAGACCUUCAUUACUCAUCUGGCUUCCUACAACAUGUGGGCCCUGCAAGGUAUAGAAUAUGUAAUCACCCAGCUGAAAUCACUGAUUCUGUCCAUGGGGCUGAUUGACAGGCACAUUACAGUGGAGAAAGCCGUGCUUCUGUCUCGCCUGGAGGAAGAAUACCAGAUUCAGCGGUGGGGCAAUGUGGAGUGGGCCCAUGACUACGACCUGUGCGAGCUGCGUGCGCGCGCGGCGGCCGGCACUCUCUUCGUCCACCUUUGUUCGGAGAGCUCAAGUGUGAAGCACAAACUGCUGCAGCACUGAGGCUGCUGGGUUGGGCACAGGAGGAAAAUGCCCAGCUGUGAACUGCUGGUGUGACUCAGCGUGGCAGUAAGCACCCUCCUGCCACCCCAUCUCUCCAGGCAUCAGCCUCAUGGUGAGGAGCUGCAACUUUGUGGGCAACUCCUCUCUUGGACUGGCUGCCGCAGUGCAGUGCCAGCAGUUUGGAGCCUGCAAGGAGGAAAGGUCAAGGUGAGGUUCCUCUGCAUCCCCAGGACAGCAGCUCUGUCCUUUACUGGUGUCUGUAACUCAUCAGAGGAGCUCCCAAGAAAGAAACAGCUUCCUGGGCAGGGUGCGGCACAGACAUACCCAGCAUAUGCCACAUGUCUUCAUAGCUGCCAGCUCCUGACACACACUUGUUAUGGAAAUCUGAAAACAGACUCGGCUGCAUCUGUUCUUCAUCCCUCCGUGUGCUUGGAUGUCACACCAGGGUCUUUCUGUUUGAUUAAAGGCACGGCCCUGCUAGAUUCUAAAUCCA
Messenger RNA from Pogoniulus pusillus (Red-fronted tinkerbird), 1466 nucleotides. It is a transcript of the gene ATPAF2, whose product is annotated as ATP synthase mitochondrial F1 complex assembly factor 2. The record is from RefSeq and is a predicted model, not a curated record. Gene Ontology annotation, biological process: mitochondrial proton-transporting ATP synthase complex assembly. Bases 107 to 973 code for a protein of 288 amino acids. Lineage: Eukaryota; Metazoa; Chordata; Aves; Piciformes; Lybiidae. Gene Ontology annotation, cellular component: mitochondrion. The transcript is spliced from 8 exons.